This is a messenger RNA of Ahaetulla prasina, 1251 nucleotides long. Its product is annotated as proto-oncogene Mas-like. Gene Ontology annotation, molecular function: G protein-coupled receptor activity. Gene Ontology annotation, cellular component: membrane. The transcript has 2 exons. Gene Ontology annotation, biological process: G protein-coupled receptor signaling pathway. Lineage: Eukaryota; Metazoa; Chordata; Lepidosauria; Squamata; Colubridae. The record is from RefSeq and is a predicted model, not a curated record. Bases 1 to 1251 code for a protein of 416 amino acids.
AUGAGGCCCGCAGACCUCACUCUCGGUAGCCGAGAGAAUGACAAGACCGGGGCCCGAAGACAAGCAGCUGGGCGAGCGGCUAAACGGCAUCGUAGCCGAGGACUUCCAGCCGCUGUUCAGCCCCCCCCAACAUGGCCGCCGGCGUUCGCCGUUCGUUGCCGGAAAACAAACUCCGGCUCCGUACUCGGCAACCGGGAGUUCAAAAAGGCCCAAGGACCUCGCUCCCGGUGGCCGGGAAGAUGGAUACAGAAUGAAUUUCAAAUUCCUCUAAGUCCUGAAAAUGGUUCUGAAGUGGUCGACUUGCCUUUCAGUACUACUAGAAUUGCUCCAAAUGUUUCUAAAAUACCAGAAAAUUUUUCUUCUCCUUAUGAUCAACUGUCUGAUAAUUUAACAGAAAAUCUUUUCAAUGGGUUCAUUGCCCUUAUUUGCAUUUUAGGCCUGGUGGGAAAUGGAACAACAAUUUAUCUCCUGGCCUUUUCCAUUAAGAAGAAUCAUUUCACCACUUUCAUCCUGAAUCUCUCCAUUGCAGAUUUUGGGAUCAUCACAUCCCUCAUUACUGGACUUAUAUUUAGGUCAGUGAUUAUUCUGAAUCACCAAACAUACCUUAGCAAUGUCUUUUUCUUCUUACUUUUUGAGUUCUUUUUCUUCACUUAUUCUGCCAGUCAGUUUCUGCUGACGGCCAUCAGCCUGGACAGGUGUGUGGCGGUUCACUUCCCACUCUGGCAUCGCUGCCAUCGUCCUCCAUAUUUAUCCACUCUUGUUUGUAGCCUCAUCUGGAUCCUCUCCUUCCUGCUCUCUAUGGUGCAAUUCAUUGUCCACCACACCAGGGACUUUGGAGGUUCACCUUUGGUUUACCAGCUGAUUGUGAAUGGUUUACUUUGUACGCCUCUCAUGGUUGUGUCUUCUGUGACUCUCUGGAUUUAUAUAAGGUCUAAAAUGCAACGCAAUCAAAGGAAACUUCUUAUCACCAUCUUGCUGGCUCUUCUUUUCUUCCUCCUGUUUUCUCUCCCAAUGAAUGUCUUUUAUAGCAUUAAAUAUUUGGUUCCCUAUAAUCCCCUCCUCCUGACCAUUGGGGUAGGAUGUGCCACUCUCAACAGUAGCAUCAACCCUCUUCUUUAUUUCUUAGUGGGGAGGAAGAAGAAGGGAAAGGAUCAGCCCAGAGCAUCUUACAAGGUUGCUCUGCAAAGAGUCUUCAAGGAUGAGAAGGGAAGCACGGAAGAGCAGGAAACCACAAAUGAAAGCCAAUUAUAA